GAAAGAGAGGGAACAAGAGAGUAGAGAGAGAGAGGGGGGAGUUUGCAUGCUGGGGUGGAGUUUUCGUUAGUCAGUUCUGACAAAAGGCCGGGAAUGAAGAGAGUAGAAAAUGGAAAAUAAAAGACUGCCAAUGCGAGAAAAUCACGCGUCCUUCGAAUUUCCCUAAAAUAGAUACUGUAGUGGGGACUUUCUCUCUCUAAAACGCACUUACCUUCAAUCCUCGUAGAGAGAGAGGGAUUCGUUAUAUUCUUUGUAGGUGUUAAGGCCAGCACUGCACACAUAAAAGGGCGUGGCUCUCACGUUGCUUUGGAGAAAAGGGGCCUGAGGCCGCCUUCGAGAACAAGCGUUUGAUUCUCUCACUAACCCAUUCCUCAGAUUCUUCCUAUUUUUGCCUGGUUUUGCAAAUUGGGUUCUUUCUCUGACUGGAAAAGCUUCAAGAAAUGGGUUGAUACAGAGAAUCUCAGACGAAAAUGGUGGUAAUUUGGGCUCUAUAUGGUAUAGAACCAUGAGAUUUGAUCUGAAUUUUUGUGGGUUUUGCUAGUGAAGAUCUGUAAUGGCAGGGGAAGAAUUGCUUGAGCUCAAAUUUAGGCUUUAUGAUGGAACAGAUAUUGGACCCAACAAGUAUCCCCCUGCUACCACAAUUGGUUCACUCAAGGAAAUUAUUGUGGCUCGAUGGCCGCAAGGCAAAGAAAAUGCUCCAAAAACAAUCAAUGAUGUGAAGCUCAUAAAUGCGGGGAAGAUAUUGGAGAACAACAAAACCCUUGCAGAGUCCAGGGUACCAGUCGGAGAGCUUCCUAGUGGAGUCAUCACUAUGCUUGUCCAUGUACGGGCUCCAGCACUGGAUAAGAACAAUGAGAAUCAGCAAUCAGAUUUGCCCAAGAAGAAUAGAUGUUCAUGCUCGAUUCUGUGAUAUCAGAGAGCACUCUGAUCAAUUUCAGUACUGUUCGUGAACUGAGAAUUGGCUGCGGAUCCAAAGCUAACUGGGUCGUGGACAUCUCUUGUUCUGUUUGUGUAUUCAGUAUAUUCAAUGGUUUCUUCUUUUACUGUAUCUUCUCAGAGAAGCAAGUGCUGGAAUUGUUGUGACCUAGAUCUCUGAAACUAUAAUUUCUUUCUGUGGAGGUCAUUCACAAAGGGAAGGUGAUGUAAAUUUGGGGUUUGAAUUUGUAGUGAGAGAAAGGAAGUGAUUGGAUCAUCAUAGAAAAUUGCAGACUGGGUUGCAAGCAAAACUUAGGGGCAGGGCACAUCUGGUUUCAUGGUUGGUGGCUUGAGCUCUUUUUUUUGGUUAUUUUUUCUGUUUGGGAGAAUCAUUUUUCUCUUUCUUGUUGUUUGGUUUCAAAGACACUCUAUUUGCUAUGAUUUCUUGUCAUCAGAUAUCAUGGAAAGCAGUAUGGAAGUUCAUGGGUUCUAUGUCAAUAUACCUGUCUACUUGUAUUUUAA
Messenger RNA from Amborella trichopoda, 1437 nucleotides. It is a transcript of the gene MUB6, whose product is annotated as membrane-anchored ubiquitin-fold protein 6 precursor. NCBI's taxonomy places the organism in Eukaryota, Viridiplantae, Streptophyta, Magnoliopsida, Amborellales, Amborellaceae. The record is from RefSeq and is a predicted model, not a curated record. Gene Ontology annotation, molecular function: protein binding.